Messenger RNA from Lytechinus pictus (painted urchin), 6960 nucleotides. RefSeq lists its product as uncharacterized. The transcript has 7 exons. The coding region runs from base 178 to 540 and encodes 120 amino acids. NCBI's taxonomy places the organism in Eukaryota, Metazoa, Echinodermata, Echinoidea, Temnopleuroida, Toxopneustidae. The record is from RefSeq and is a predicted model, not a curated record.
GCGCCAGCGCAGCCGCCAGAUUCAAAAAGAGGAGUUAAUUGUUGUGACUGCUGCAGAUGCUGAAAAGUUAUUAGAUUUAUUUAGAGGUUUUCCCUGCUGUUGAUAUUAGAGAUUCCAUCUACAAGACCAUGUUGCUUAGCAACGCUGGGACGGCACCUAUCCAUUUCACCAUCCCAGAUGACCCAUCUGGAACAUUCAAAGUCAAGCCAUCGUCCGGCUUGCUCAGGGACAAGCACCAGCACUUUGUCUUCAAGGUCAUACCAAAGGUCAAGGACAAGACUCCUAAGACAUCAAUUCCGCUGCAGGCUCAAUGAUUCAGACAAGCACAUCCAAGAAAUAGACUGUCUGGGGUCAUCAGAACAACCAAGAGUAUUGCUUGAUACUGAGGUUUUGAAGACAUUUUGUGACUCCAUGCUGUGUGUACGGACAUCCUUGAGGUUUUUGAAGGAUGGCAAGAUGCUAUGUGAGGUGUUGAAGAAUGGCACAUACUGCUGGCCCGAGAAAGUGAGUGGGACCAAACCAACUGAUGUCCUCAACUAAACUGCCUAUGUGGGGUGGACGUGGUCUAAAGUUUGAGUUGGGGGUUCUCUCAUUGAAGACGACAAUGGAGGUCCUGAAGAUGAAAGCAAAAGAAUAGAGUUAGCUGAGCGGGCACAAGGGUCCUGUCAAGUGUGCCAACUUCUGCCAACUAAACUCUCUGUAUGGUUUCCUUGCAAUGAACAGUGAUGGCCACUGUCAGGAUAUGGGACACCAACCAUAUCACCAAGUUUACCCAGAUUGCUCCAAUGCCGUUAUAACAAGAGAGAGACUGGUAGGAGAGAGACGAACGGAUUCUGACUUCCCAGUUAUCUUGCCGAACAUGAAGGAGCUAUCGACCUUGCAUCGGAUGCUAUGGAGACGGCAAAGGCUAUGAAAGCACUGGUUGAAUCAGAAGUCAUGUCACUCAGUGUGCAACAUGGAUACACCCCCUAUCUGGAGUCGACCAUCUUCCAAGUAUAAAUGAGAGAGAUAGUCUACAAGAAACGAGGGCAUGGCACCAAAUCUUGAAAUCUUCAUCUUCAACAAGAAAUGUCUGAUGUGAACAGUUAUUGGUAUUUUCCAGCUGAGUAUUUGAUUUUGAUUUAAAUCCUGGACAAAGUUACUGCCCUUAAAUACCCGUGUUUUUGUUCAUGGAAGGGCCCCGUAACACAAUUUUUUUCUAAUCAAUCGCUAAUUCCAAUCGAAAUCACUGUUGCAUGCAACCAGGAUCCAAUCAGAAUAGUUUUUUUUUUGUAUAUAUGCAAUCCAUCACCAGUGCCCAUUUUCUAGAACUCAAAUUCAGGUUUUCUAUUUAAUUUUGGAGGUUUCUGUCAUGGAAAUCAAACUGAAUGAACAAAACCUCAGUUCAAACUUUGUAAAUUUAUUCAAAUCAUUUUUAAUAUCAAAUUUGCGACUAACAUGCAUUCAUUUUUUAAGGCACCCAUUUUGUUAGGUACAUGUAUUUUAUGAUGACUUUAUAUGUGUAGCUCUAAGGAGCAGGUCCAAGCUAUUACUUUCUUUGCUAAUAGUACAGAAUAUCGUAAUUAUCUGUUGAUUCAUUAACAAAUGCCUGCUUUGUUACUGGUAAACAAUGAUUUUUUUGAGUAAAUAUGUUGCUUAAGGUUGGAAAUAAUUUGGAAUUAUUGUUAUGCUUAUGCUUCAUUAGAAUUAAGAUAGUGUGUUAAUUACUUAGGCCUUGGAGAUAUUUUUCUUGAUAAAGUUUGUAGUUGUGUUUUUAUUGUGCUGGCUAUUCUGCAAAAGUGGAUCCGAAGGUUUUCCAGAGUUUUUCCCUUUUGAGUUUUAUCUCUGGUUUUUUACCCUGGAUCUACUUGUCGUAGAAUAGUCCAGCACAAAAUGCGCUCCCUGAAUUAUGCGCAUGAUACCUACAUGGGACCAGCCACCUCAAAAUGAACAAUAAGUUGCCAAAAAUUAAUUUGAGAUUUUUAUUGAGUUUGAAAAUGCACAUCCUAAGCUUUGAACUGAUAUAUAAUUUUUCAGAAUUGAUCAACAUUAACCCACACAUGUAAUUGAUCGAAUGUAGAAAAAACUAAGCGAGGGCUUAAGCAAAAUAAGGAGGUAUAACGUUUGAAGUUCAGGGUUCACUUAGGCAUGAGAUGUUCACACUGCAAUCUCAGUGAAACUUCCAAGCAGCCUACAGAGGAAUUACUCUUUGAGAUAGGCUAUUUUGUUCAAUUUUUGUUUUAUGAAGACCAAAUUACUCUAUUGGCUAUUUUACAGAGAAUCUUCCUUGGUGACUUAUUGUUGAUUUUGGGGUGGUUGGUCACAUAUAGUACUUAUCCAAUUUCAUCAGUUAUUACACAAAGGUUUUUAAUAUGAACAUUUUCAAUUACAGACUAUUUUGAUUGCUAUGUUAGGGAAAUAGGAUAAAUACAUAGAAUAUCUGCCCUGUUUUUAUACUUGGUAUUAUAUACCGGUACGUAAAACGUUGAUAUAACGGUUAGCAGAUAGUAGAAAUUUGGUGAGUGUAAUUUUAUGUUACUGGGGGAACAUCAAAGGUCAGUUCAGAUUCAUUAAUUUGGAUAUGAAUUGAUAUUUUGUUUAGUAUUAAAAAUAUAAUCACAUUAAAUAAAACUUAUACAAGAUCGAUGGUUAUUGGAAAUAUCAAUUAAUCUUAAAUGAAAAAAAAUUUAGUAGUCAAAGGUUAUUUGAGGUCAGUGAUCUUAAAAUUUAUUAUCAAAUGACUUUUUUCUCUUUUUAUUUGUUAUUAGUUAUUAGCAGUGCUGCUCUAUUGAAUAAGGUAAUGCCAGAGGCGUUCCACUUGUUUUAUUCAUUAAGAAAAAACCCGUUUUCAAAAAUUGCUUUUAUGUCAUCACAUCAUUCUAAAUUCAUGAAAAGUUUAUGCCCUUAGCAAAACAAUUCUGGGGCUCGUAACGCAAAGCUUAGCAAUGAUUGUAGGACAUGUUUGUAUGAUUGAUUCCAUUGACUACAAAGUACAAUCAAUUGUUAAAUCAAGUGUACGAUUAAUCACAGGACCCUGGGGAGUGUUUCACAAAUGGUAAAAAUGAUUGAAAGUCAAGCAUAUUUGUUAAUGCGCACAUGAUAUCUAAUGCAUAGUCUUUUUUAUGAAUAAACAGAAGGGCACAUUCUACGAAUGUGAUCCAACCAUUAAGGUGGUACAUUAUUUUCCCCACAUAAUUGGGAACAGUGAUAUUUAGUCACAGUCACACUUAAAAUCUUUGUGAAACACUCCUCUGAUUUGUCUCUUAUGUUUACGUACAUGUAUGCCAGAUAGCUUGGACCUGCCCUAUAGCAAGGCCGUAAGCAGAAAUGUUUUCGGAGGGGGGGGGGGGCAAGAACGCUUAAAUUUUUUUGAAGAAACUCAAAAGCGAGGGAGCGAGGCAACAGAAUCUGUCAUUUGGGCGCUUUUUAAUUUUCUAAAGAUUUCGUGCACACAUUUGGCGAAUUACUUGAAAAAUUUUCAGUAAAAAAUGUCAGUUUUCAAAAAUCUUGUGCCCCUCCCCUGCUGCAUACGGCCAUUUCCUAUAGUAUACGAUUGUCUGUACAAUAUACUUGCUUUGUAUUCAUGAUUUUAUUUUUCUUUGAAACAAAUGUAAGACCGGCAGCCUAGAAGAUUUAUUCAAGUUGGAGGACCAUAGCAAUUGACCCCAUCGAGUGAUGGUGUGGGCCCUGAACUUCACAAACUUGGCUUCCUGUCUGGUUUGAGCUGGGGUCUUCCUUCCAGAAUCAUUCAAUUAGUGACAUCAUUACCAAGAGAUCUAUUUUUUGGUGUGCAGAGGAGGGCACUGGACACUGUUGUGCAUGGGAUACAGCUUCCAUAAUGUAAGUGCUUUAUCGGUCAUUUCAGUGAUAUUCUGUGUAGCCUAGAGUAUGUGAGACAAUGCAAUUGGGUUUUCCAGCAAUUAUCAUAGUAAUAUUGGAUAGUAGUUUCUCGUUCAUUGGGAUUUUCGUUUACAUUUUGCCUCAGUUGCACUUUUGAAUUCAUGACAUUCUCUUAAAUCUCUAGAAUGAAAUUCUUUUCAUGGAAAUGUAUCAAAACACUAUUCCUGAAGGCAAGUUUGGUACAUAUGUUGGGAAUUAUAUAAAAUCCACAUUCUUUUCUCUCUCCUUUUUAAAAUGACUUCAAACCCUUCUAUUUAUCAUUACGGACACUUCUAUCCAUUCUGUUGCCUCGAUCUACUGACCUUUACUGUAGUCUCUCUAUUCUCCAUUGUACAUCUAGCUAUUCCCUAAUCCUCUUCCUUUCUCAUUACUCCACCCUCCUCCCCUCAUGUUUCACUUUCUUCCCUCCUUUCACCUCAACAAUACUUGCAUUAUCCGUUGAUCCACCAAUUGCCAUCUUUAUGUACCUCCCUGUACUAUCUGCUCUAGCCGUUGCUCUAAAUAUAUGUUUCACACCAUUGCAACAUGAUACUUACCAUGACUGAUAUAAACCUUUACAAUCAAAUGAAUUUAAAUUUACAAUCUUUGAUCUGAAUUUUUUAAAACAUUAGUUCAGAACCGUGAUAGAGCAGUAUGAAUGAUUUUGCAAUUAAGUUACUCCCUUUUUUCUGUACAUGAUACUUUUUGUUAGACAGAUCAAUGUCAGUUAUGCCCAAUUCACUAUAAAACUCAUGUUUGUGCGAGUGUGUAUCCGUCAUGUAAUCACAGAAUGUGUAGAGAUUUAAGUUGCCCGCGUUGGAAUGAUAAGAUAUGUGAUGAAGGUUGAUUCUCUUCAUUGGUUCGUCUGCCCCAAAAAUUAUUACCCAACUUUGGGUAAUAAGUUGUAACCGAUUUUUAUGAGGAUUGUGUGCUUAAAUUGUUUUUCCACAAUGUGUAGAAAGAAAAUAAAAUUCUCCUACAAUCACAGCAAUACAUGUUAGUCUGUAAUCUAGUUUCAGAAGUGCAAUGUCAAAUUUUGAUUUCUGUCCUGCCAAUAAUUGUUUUCUUUUCAAGCUUGUAUACAAGAGCUUUGCCAUUGUGUUUCUUCUUUACCCUUAUCAAUAUUUGAAAUGGGAUUUUUGUAUGUUUGUCUUGUUGGCAUUGAUCAAGUGCGAUCGAGAAAUGGUUUGCAGUACAAAUUUACCAGUUAUUAUCAGUUGUGCCUGGACAAGGAAGAGUAGAGAGAAACUGUUGACUAAUGUUUGAAGAGAUCACUGCUUACUUCCGGGAAUUUGUUUCACUUGCAUGUGACAUCGUAGUAUUUUGUGUUUGGAAAUCUGGUCACGAUGUGAUAAUGCUCCAGUACUGUCCGACAAAGAAGGAUGUUGUUCUUCCAGCUUGUCUUAUAACCAGAGCUCUUCAAGACAUGCAAGUCACAAAUUGUCACCUGGACAUUGAAGUGCUGAUAUCUUAUGAGGAGCCUUUGCCGUUCAUUGUUCUAGAUGGGUCUUGUCAUUUCUUUGUCUUUUCCAUCCAUUUAUGGUGUUUUCCUUCUUGGACUUCAUCAGAUUAAUUUGAUUCUUAUGAAAUGAAAGGCAGUUUGAAGUCAUGGAAAGUUGAAAUUUCUCAACCAGGUCUUGAGGCUUGACAUGAGGUGAUCCCAGGCUGUUCAUCCACCUUCCGGUCUGUGGGCGGGAUAGUGAUCCACCAGAUUUUCAACCUUUGGAACUCACCAGUUUAAAUUUUUCUCCAUGUUUAUUCAACCAUUGUUAUAUCUGGUAGUUUCUCCUCAGGGAAAAUUUUAAGUCAUAUCCCAAAUGAAAGAGUACUUAUUCACUUGGCUGGAUUUAUGUGAAAGGGGUUGCUACAUUUGAAAAGGCGUUUGAUGGAACUUGGCAUUCUGACUUUGUUGAUCCAGUUGUUAUUCAAAUUUAGUACCUCUCCUGGGCUUAAACUUCUCAACUCCAGACCGGAGCUGCUUCAUGACAUAUGGGUCUAUGAGUCAUUCAUUGUGGUCAUAAAGGAUGUUGACAUGGCCUAAGAGAAGGAGCCAGAGCGGAAUGACUCUUUGAGACCCGAGCAUGGUGAUCAAUGAAUGGGGCUUGUCACACCUCGCAACAUCCUCACAACAACUGUGGAAAGUACCAUGGCAGGGAAUAUGGUGUUCUCUGGUCUAUUAGCAACCCAGUUGUGAAAGUCUCUGUUUGAAGACAAGGAGUGUAAUUUGAUGACUACUUCUGGUAGAUUGUUCCAACUGUCGAUGACCCCUUGGCCAAAGAAAUGGGAAACCAUCAAGUCAUUCAGUCCUUCAUCCAGUCUGGAAUGAGUUUUGGAAAUAUUGUUAGGUGCUGUCUGUGAAAUUAGACAUCGCAUCUUCUGUUACAUUGUUCUGUCAAUGUGGCCUAAGCAAAUGUUGCCUACAUCCAGUCUGGAAGCAGUUGAGAAAUGUUAUCAGAUGCCAUCUGUGAAAUUUGACAUUCUUAGUGACCCUUUGCCUAAAGAAAUGGUUGCCUAUUUCCAGUCUGGUACGAGUUUUAGAAGUUUAUUGGAUGCAGUCUCCGAAGUUUGACAUUGCUUCUUAAUGACCCUAUGGCUAAAGAAAUGGUUGCCAACCUCAGGUCUUGAACAGGUUUUAGAACUUUUUUGGGUGCCGUCUCUGACAUUUGACAUUGCGCUUCAUAACUAGGAUACAUGCAUUGUACUGUUGAUGGUUGAUAGGGGAUUAUAAACCAUUGUGGGAUAUAAAGUGCACUUCCUCAGGACAAGCCUAUGUUGAGGGUUUAACCUAUUUAGGUGUAGAUUCACAUAUCUUAUCAGUUCAACUGCCCUGCCUUGUCUCUCAGAGUUGUGUGGAAAUAAGUGAUGGAUAAAGUAUGCAAACACAAACAUGCGAACACAAACAUUUGAUCCUUUAUGUCUGGUGAAUGAAAUGAUGGGAAAAAUAAGAAAAGAAACAAAGGGAGAAAACAAAUUAUUUUUUCCUGUCGGUUUCUUUCUAAUAAAAUAAAAACACAAUUAUAUCAUGUACAAAAAAGGUGUGUUAGUUAUUUGCAAAAUUGUGAUAUAUUCAAUUUGCUCUUUUGAAAGAAAAUGCCCCCCCCC